AUGGAAGGACGGAAUAGAAAUCGGUCUGUAUGCAAAAUUUGUGGUGUAGCUGCCUCUUAUUCAUAUUAUGGUGCAAUAGCAUGUGAAUCAUGUAAAGUAUUUUUUAAACGAAAUGCAGAAAAUCAAAAGAAAACACUUAAAUGUCAUUUUGAUGAUCAAUGUGAAGUGAAUAGAUGUAAUCGUCAUGUAUGUUCUGCAUGCAGAUUGGCAAAAUGUUUUCAAGUUGGGGUGUGUACUGAGAUGAUUCGAUCAUCUUAUCCAAAGAGAAUGGAAAAAGUCAAUACAUUGCCAAAAUCAGUUCAAAUAAAAAGUUGGAAAGACAAAUGUCCACAACAGAUAUCAACAUUAAAUUUACUUGAACAAGAUCGAUCAUUAUUAAACAGUGAUCAAUGGACUCAUCUUUCCAAUUUGAUUCAUUGCUAUGAUGAACAUAAUGUUCUACCAGCUGCCAAGGAUUUUCUCAAAGAAUUGGAUAGUUUACAGCCAAAAUUACGUUUUAAAAUUGAUUCAAAAAGAAUUCUCGACAUUAUUACAAUUAUUUGUCAAACAAUAGAACCAUUUAUUCAAUCAAAUCAUGAUUUUGCUUCAUUACCUCUUCAUCAUCGUUCAAUCGUAUUGCGUGGUUCUGUCGAAAAUGUCGGUUGUCUUAGUACAUGUUUUAUAAUGCGUCAAUCUGGUCUUAUUACAAAUUCAGCUUUUUGUAAUGGUCUCGAAAUCACUUAUGGCACUCUUCCAUAUAAUCUCUCAUUGAAUCUCACUUCAUUACUCGAUCCAGAUGUUAAUAUUGUUAAAUUAACAUUAGCACUGUUGGCUUUUUGCCCAAGUAAUUGUACUCUCUUCAAUGAAAACGCUUCACCCAGCUAUUUGAUCGAUAUUCAAACAUUCUUACAUAUACAAAAUAUCUAUGCUGAAUUGAUAUGGAAAUAUCUAUUGUAUACAUAUACCUUUGAACAAGCUGUUCUACGUUUUAGUCAUCUUGUCAAAUGUCUUGUUGCUACAUUUACUGUUAGAACUCAUCUACAAACUGUUACAAAUCAUAUUGAUGUUGUUGAAUCACUCGUUCAAAAGAUCGAGCAACGACAAAUGAACAUUGAGGAUAACUAA
Molecule: messenger RNA, 1104 nt
Organism: Rotaria sordida
Lineage: Eukaryota; Metazoa; Rotifera; Eurotatoria; Philodinida; Philodinidae
Source: the annotation of a GenBank genome assembly